AUGGCCGCUCCAUUCACUCCCUCGAAGCAGGCUGCUUCCUCCCUCGAGAACCUCAAGAUGAGCGAUUCACCCAUCAAGAAGCUCGACUUCCAGUCUGCUGGCAAGGAGAACGCGUCUAUCAAGCCCGUCGACGCCACCGCUGAGAAGCCCACCGAGAAGGCCCUUGAGACCAAGCGUGCCCUCACUAUCAAGGAGUUGGAGGCCACUGAGCCCCUCCUCCAAGAGAACCCCCACCGUUUCGUCAUGUUCCCUAUCAAGUACCACGAGAUCUGGCAAAUGUACAAGAAGGCCGAGGCCUCCUUCUGGACCGCUGAGGAGAUCGAUCUCUCCAAGGAUCUUCACGACUGGCACAACCGCCUCAACGAUGAUGAGCGUUACUUCAUCUCCCACGUCCUUGCCUUCUUCGCCGCUUCCGACGGUAUCGUCAACGAGAACCUUGUCGAGCGUUUCAGCUCAGAGGUCCAGGUUCCUGAGGCUCGUUGCUUCUAUGGCUUCCAGAUCAUGAUGGAGAACAUCCACUCCGAGACAUACUCUCUCCUUAUCGAUACCUACAUCAAGGAGCCCAAGCAGCGUACAUACCUUUUCGAUGCUAUUGAUACCAUUCCCUGCAUUGCCAAGAAGGCCAACUGGGCCCUGCGCUGGAUCAACGACCGCGAGUCCACCUUCGCUUCGCGUCUGGUUGCCUUCGCCGCCGUUGAGGGUAUCUUCUUCUCUGGCUCUUUCGCUUCCAUCUUCUGGCUCAAGAAGCGUGGUCUGAUGCCCGGUCUCACUUUCUCCAACGAGCUGAUCUCUCGUGACGAGGGCCUCCACACUGACUUCGCUUGUCUGCUGUUCUCUCACAUGAACCACCGCCCCGAUCCCAAGAUCGUUGAGGACAUCAUUGUUGAGGCUGUCGGCAUCGAGCAGGAGUUCCUGACCGAUGCUCUUCCUUGCGGUCUGCUUGGCAUGAACUCCAAGCUGAUGUGCCAGUACAUCGAGUUCGUCGCUGACCGCCUGUUGGUGGCUCUCGGCAACAAGAAGUACUACAACUCCACCAACCCCUUCGACUUCAUGGAGUCCAUCUCCCUGGCUGGCAAGACCAACUUCUUUGAGAAGCGCGUUGGUGAUUACCAGAAGGCCGGUGUUAUGGCCAGCACCAAGCAGGAGGUCAACGCUGAGGGCGAGAAGGUCGCCAGCGGCGGUCUCAACUUCGACGAGGACUUCUAA
Molecule: messenger RNA, 1206 nt
Organism: Penicillium paradoxum
Lineage: Eukaryota; Fungi; Ascomycota; Eurotiomycetes; Eurotiales; Aspergillaceae
Product: ribonucleotide-diphosphate reductase subunit RNR2
Exons: 4
Coding region: 1-1206 (401 amino acids)
Biological process (GO): deoxyribonucleotide biosynthetic process
Molecular function (GO): oxidoreductase activity
Source: RefSeq, a predicted model, not a curated record